Molecule: messenger RNA, 4163 nt
Organism: Neoarius graeffei (lesser salmon catfish)
Lineage: Eukaryota; Metazoa; Chordata; Actinopteri; Siluriformes; Ariidae
Product: GTPase IMAP family member 9-like
Exons: 4
Coding region: 297-1550 (417 amino acids)
Molecular function (GO): GTP binding
Source: RefSeq, a predicted model, not a curated record
CCGAAAGUAAGAAGCAGUCCGGCAUUUUGCUGUUAAUGUGCAGUAAAACACUUCAGACGGUAAGAUGGCGCUGACGGGGUGAAGCUGUUCCCGAACAUUCGCUCAGUGUGCGGAGUUAUAUCGCGGUGAAGAAGCUGUUCUCAGAGCUGCUGCAGUGCAGGCCCACUGACUCCGCCCACUAUUCUUCACAGUCGUCACUAUUUACUUUGAUAACAGCUUUGCACACUGUUGGCAUUCUCUGAACCAGCUUCAUGAGGGAGUCACCUGGAACGCUUCUCAAUUAACAGACUACAGUCAUGUCUCGUCUCAGCAAAGUUCAGAUCACCUUAAUUGGAAAAACCGGUGUUGGAAAAAGUGCUGUGGGAAACACCAUCCUCGGCAGGACCAGCUUCACGAGCACUUCUGGAUCUUCAUCAGUUACCAGACGAUGUCAGAAGGAGAGUGCUGUGAUUGAAGGCUGCACAGUGACUGUUGUAGACACUCCAGAUUUUUUCCAUUCAACGCAUGAAGAUCUUGUCAGUGAGAUAGACAGGAGUGUGAUGUUAUCUUCUCCAGGAGUUCAUGCGUUUCUCUAUGUGUUAAAUCCCACCACAUUUACAAAGCAGGAGGCAGAAACGGUGUCACGGUUUAAACAGACCUAUGGAGAGGAAGUGUUGAGAUACACAAUAGUUGUGUUCACACACGGAGAUGAGCUUCAGCUGCAUUGUGUAGAUCUGGGCACCUUAAUCUCACAGAACGAGUCCUUGAUGAAUUUAGUGACUCUCUGUGGUGGGAGAUUUACUGUUUUAAACAAUGAAGCUCCAGCAGACAGAGAUCAGGUUUAUUAUCUCCUGGAUAUGAUAGACAGAAUGGUGUCUGGUAAUGAAAACGGCGUCUACGUGCUGGAGAUGCUGCAGGAGGCACGGAGGAGAGCUGAAGAACAGAGAGAAAUGAGUUUAGAGAGCGCUAGAAAAAAACACCAAAGGGAUUUAGAGAGAGUAAAAAGGGAGACAGAGAUGCGUGUAAGGAAAGAACUGGAGGAAGAACUGGAAAAGGCAGGAGCAGGGACUGAAAGAGCAGAUAAGAACAGAGCUGAAGGAGAGAUGGAAAUUAGCAGCGUAGAGCAAGAGCUACAGGAGAGAGAGUGGAAAUUAAUUUACAAUGAAAGAAAAGGAAAAUGGUGGCUCAUUUUGCAGACAGAUGAGUUGCUUUUCAUUCUAUUUUGCUCUGUAGUCUUUGGAUUCCUGUUGAGUCAAAUGUCUGCAGACAGGUGGGCAUGGUUACGCGGGUGUUGUUUAGGGGCGGCAGAAGCAGCAGGAGGACUCGUCACAGGAAAGGCACUGGUUCUGGUCCAGAGGAGUCCGUUUAGGACGUCCUGCAUCAUCAAUCAUCAGGAGUGUCCUCAUGUUCCUUAUCAGUGGAAAAAAGUGUUUAUUACCAUCUGUAGUGGUUUAGUUAGUUCGUCAGUGGUGUAUGCAGGUUCAAAUGAGAUGCCACUUUUAGUGUUGGGAGGACUGACUGGAGGAUUUGCACCAUAUACUGCAACUCUCAGGGCACAGCUAAAUUUAUAAUAAUACAAUAUGGGGUGAUCAGGAAUUUUAUUGAGGAAUCGGAUUGACAUUACCUUCGUUAUACACGUAAUUAUUAUUAUGGAUUAUCACUAAAAUAAAGAAUAAAUUUGGCUGAAUUAUCACGUUCAAAUGAUACAACUCCAGAAGUUCCUCAUGUUUUUGCAUCCUGUCAGUGGUUAAACAGUGUCGAGCUGGUGGUCCAGCCUGCAGUGACUGGACACACUGUAUAAACACGUCUCAUAGAAACUCUGAACAUUUACACUGGAAAGAAACUGAAGGCAGAUGAAGCCCUGGGUUCAAUCAUAACCCCAGCUAUUAGUAUUCUAUGUUCAGUUCAGAAAGUUGGAAUGUAUAGAGUGGUUUCAAACAAGCAAGGAGUCACACUUCGAGAAGAGCAGGAGAUGGAGGGAGAGUGAGGACUCGCAGUCCACGUAGCGCUGAAGCUCCUACUUAUUCCCUUUUCCCUCUUAAACCAGAGUGUAUAUUUAAGGUGUAAAAGGACUUUCUAAAGGAUACAAGGCUUCCAUCGUUAAAGGCUUCACUGAGUGGUGAGGAAAAGUGUGUAUUGUUUUUUUUAUGGUGAUGUCAGCCGCUAACAGCAGUGUUAAUUGUUAAUGAGGGAAGUCGUGUUUGGCUCCAGCUCAGACUACCAGCAUCUGCAAGUUACUAAACACAUUCACAGUGGGGUUUAUGGACUGUAUCCUUCGAGUUAGCCCAUUUGAAGACCUGCAGGAGAUGAGGAGCUGUCUGAUAGCACCUUGAGCUACUGGAAGUGCUUGAGGCUCUGUCAUCCUUUUCAGAAAUCAUUUUCUAAGAGAAAUCUGAAUCAUGCGGCACGGUGGUGUAGUGGUUAGCGCUGUCGCCUCACAGCAAGAAGGUCCGGGUUCGAGCCCCGUGGCCGGUGAGGGCCUUUCUGUGCGGAGUUUGCAUGUUCUCCCCGUGUCCGCGUGGGUUUCCUCCGGGUGCUCCGGUUUCCCCCACAGUCCAAAGACAUGCAGGUUAGGUUAACUGGUGACUCUAAAUUGGCCGUAGGUGUGAAUGUGAGUGUGAAUGGUUGUCUGUGUCUAUGUGUCAGCCCUGUGAUGACCUGGCGACUUGUCCAGGGUGUACCCCGCCUUUCACCCGUAGUCAGCUGGGAUAGGCUCCAGCUUGCCUGCGACCCUGUAGAAGGAUAAAGCGGCUAGAGAUAAUGAGAUGAGAUGACACAGAGGAACAUGAGGAGUUAAAGCAGGCGUUCAGGCACUGAUCUGAACAUUUGGAGCUUUGCUACAAUCAAGUCCAAGAGUUUGUUUCCUUGGAAAAUGUUGAAAUGCGUUAAGAAGCUGAAAUGCUCAUCUUUCUGAGGAAGAACCUUCCGCUGAGGUUAAAGUGAACAAACUUAAAUCCCAUUUGAGUUAUGUAAAGGUUUAUGGUUGGGGGAAAAUAGUUUAAAAACAUAAUUAUACUCAUUAAAUGUUAUAUUUUGUGUUUUAGCCAUGUCGGGCAGUUAUUUUAUACUGAGGAUGUGAUUUAAUGUUAAUGUGACACUCAGUUUGAAUCCCAUUGUAGUUUUAUCAGUUUAGACAGGAUAAGUGGCUACAGAUGAUUGGAUGGAUGGAUGGAUGGAUGGAUGGAAAUGCUGUUGAUCUCAGUGUGGGCUAUAUUCAGGUUUACAUUUUCCUGUUCUAUGGGAAUGAUCAUUCAUUUAUUUUUACUGCAUCAUUCUGUGUGUGUUUUCAUCGUGGUCUCUGACUUUUGACUGAUGCACUGCUGUGUGGAAAACACCUGAUUACUUUAUUAUCUUCUUGCCUUAUUUUGUAAUCUACAAUAUUGCUGUAACCUACCUGUGCCAAUUUACCACUUUAUAUAACAAAAUAAAUAUUUCUGUAAAUCAUCACUGUGACAACAGAUUUACUGGAUUAUAUCAAUUUUGUAGUACUGAUAGAUACACAGUAAAAUCCCCAGUGUUGAAUUAACACCCAGAGUGUCGAUUUAACACCCUACUGUGUUUAUCUCCAAUUGGACACAAAUGAACUCUGAAAGUGUUAAUUCAACACUGGGGAAUUUACUGUAUAGAUAGAUAGAUAGAUAGAUAGAUAGAUAGAUAGAUAGAUAGAUAGAUAGAUAGAUAGAUAGAUAUUUUACUUUGUUCUUUAAAUCUUCAGAAUUCACACAUUUUUUUCAACAUACAGUCAUAAAGUAAUUAUACUCCUGGCAAAGUACAAAAUAAAGCAACUGUAUAUAGAGUACAGUAGAAUAUAUCAACAGAACUGAGCUCACUGAUUUUACAUGCAUUAUUAUUAUUAUUAUUAUGUAAAAGUCUGUGGUGAUCAAAUAAAGAUGUGACAGAAUUUGCUUUAACAAUGUCAUUCCAGGGAAACAGGAUUGUAUAAACUCAUUUACUCGUCAUUACAAGAACAUUAAUCCAGUGUUUGUGGAAUUGAGAAUCUUUGGAGUAAAAACAUGCAUGUAUCUGAAAGAUGAAUAGAAAAUGUUAAUCAGAGAUCUACACACUUUCAAAUAAACAAUCACAAAGAUGUGUAAGACAUGAACUCAGCUGAUUUCAGUGAAUCAAUAACUGUCUAAUGUUGAGUGAGAAACUGUAGAUGUUAUUAAAACUGUUUAUGAAAUAAA